Messenger RNA from Castor canadensis (American beaver), 972 nucleotides. The record is from RefSeq and is a predicted model, not a curated record. NCBI's taxonomy places the organism in Eukaryota, Metazoa, Chordata, Mammalia, Rodentia, Castoridae.
AUGUGGCCGCUGCGGGUCUACACCCGCAAGAAGCGGGCAGGCCAGAGGCUGAACCUCACUCCGACUCCGGACCUCAGGCUCCCGACGAAGACGGAGGCCUCUUCGGCUCUCGGCGGCCGGAAGAGACCAGGCAAGGAGCAAGGUUUGCCGAGGAUUGGGGAGAAGGUUGAGCAGAGCGGCUCUGGGCUGGCGAGCGAUCAGGUAGGAGAGGAAAGCGUGCGGGAGCGCAGCACCACCAGCGAGGAGACCCAGGAUGAGAAGGGCCCUCCAGGCAGUGAGUCAGUGACUGAUGACUUCCAGGUUAACAGUAGUUCAUCAGGUAGUGAACUGGUAUCAGGACUAAGUUUGCCAUAUGAUAUUUCCAAUUCCUUCCUGAGUUACUCAGUCACAGAGUCUUCUACUGAAUCCAAGAGCACUGAAGAGAAUAUAAGUAGCUUCUCAUCACCUGAGCUGUUCAGAGGAUCUGAUUGUUUGGACUGGGAAUGUCCCAAGUUGGAAGACUACUUACAAUGCAAGAAUUCCACUCUUCUGGACACUAGUAAAGCAGUAGCAGUUGAGAAGGUACCACAGUUUUCAAACUUCUCUUCAAUUUUGGGUACUUCUUCAGAAAACUAUCAGAAAUAUCAUAGAAAAAUAGUGAUGACAUUGACAGACCAAAAUAUUUCUCCAGAACCAAAGUGUACUUCAAAUUCAGCAUCAGAUAAUGAAACUUGUGAAGUUUUACUGCCUGAGGAAACUUGCCCUUCAACCCUCAAAAAAACAAAGAAAAAACAAACAAAUUCUGGUGUUCCUGAUAAGAAAAGCAGAGGCCUGUUAACAAGCACUCCAGCUUCAGAGACAGCUGAUUUUGUGAUUGAUUUGUCCUCAGUGCAAAAAACAACUUUUGAAGAACUAUUUUCAAAUGUCAGCAAUUAUGUUAAUUCAAAUGAAAUUGUUCCUGUGUCAAGUUUGCAAGAAAAUUCUUCAAAAGAG